Molecule: messenger RNA, 1800 nt
Organism: Vanrija pseudolonga
Lineage: Eukaryota; Fungi; Basidiomycota; Tremellomycetes; Trichosporonales; Trichosporonaceae
Gene: PDE1
Product: 3',5'-cyclic-nucleotide phosphodiesterase
Exons: 8
Coding region: 508-1800 (430 amino acids)
Biological process (GO): cAMP catabolic process; negative regulation of glucose mediated signaling pathway
Molecular function (GO): 3',5'-cyclic-GMP phosphodiesterase activity; 3',5'-cyclic-AMP phosphodiesterase activity
Source: RefSeq, a predicted model, not a curated record
CUUCAGACGCCGCCGCCACUGCCGCCUCCGCCGCGCCUCCGCCCCCCGUCAUUGAGCCUGAGCCAGUGCCGCCGCCGCCGCCCGCCCGCCCGCCUACCUGCCUGCCUGCCCGCGACCGCCUUCGCUUCCCCGAGCAAUGACCCCACCACCCCCACUCACCCACCCACCCAUUCAUGUCGCAACAGUCGUGCUCGUGCUUGCUUGGCUCGUUCGCUCGCAUAUGACGACAGCUGGGUCACCUGCAGCAACCCCUGCACUGGCACUCCUGUGCUGCUCAUCCCCCCCUACCCCAUCCAUCCAUACAGCCAGCCGAGCCGCCGCCGCCGCCUCCGCCAGCUUCCGUUUGAUCGACAAACAAAGCACGCCUGACGCAUCAUAUCACACACCCCUAACACGCUAGACCACAAUCGCACAGCAUCGCUCGCGUCUUGAUCCAAAGUUCACACCAAACACGCAUCGCAUCACAAAGCUCGAGCACGGUCUCCAUCGUCAAAAGCCGGGCCUCCAAUGCCUGCAAGGACAAGGCGAGCGGCCAACGCGUCCAGCACCAAAGACAUCUCAUCUCUAGCCCCACCAACAUCGUCGUCUUUGGGGAGCUCGACCACAUCACAUUCAAUCACGGCGAAUGUCAACAUGUCAAGUCCGGGCCCAAGUAGGGAGCCUGCAUUUGAGAUGGUUAUUCUCGGAUGUGGGGGAGGUCCCCUGGAGACAGACUGCUCUGGCUACCUGGUCAAGCCUCUGAAGAGCCGGUGGGAAGAUGGAGUCCUCGCGUUGGAAGGCGGUUCGGGCAUCGGAGCUCUGGCCAACCUGCUCAAGACACAAUCUCCUACGAGCCUGUUUCCUACUGUUGUCUUCCCCGAGACACAUACGACGCCAGUUCUACAGGCAGCGUACAUCUUCUCCUUCCUCACGUGCUACCUCAUCACCCAUGCCCAUCUCGAUCAUGCGGCCUCGCUCAUCAUGAUGUCUGGCUCUGUUCCACCUCGAAUCCGCGAACCGUAUCCGAGUGGACACGCCCAUACUCCGUCCUCGGGGACGACGCCGCCGAUCGACAUUUGCCCUCCUCGGCGUAUCCCAGUGUACGCACGACGAGAGACACUCGAUAAGCUCGCCGGGGCGUACGGAGGCGGACUAUGGCCAGAAUUGUCCACUUGGGCGUUAGAGCAAGAUCCUAGCAACGGCGGCAAACGCAAGCGUAGAAGAGUCGAGGAGGACCUGACCGGUGUUGGGCCUAUGUUCUCAACCCAGCUGCACUGGACGUUGCCAGUCAGCACUCUGCUGUUCCCCACGUCACACGGGUGCACUUCGCAAGGAGCCUACCCGUCAUCCGCCGUCUUUGUUCGAUACGACCCAUCUCUCCUCUCCACCGAGCCACAAGGUUCGGCGUCGGCCAGUGCCAGCCAGAGCAAGUUAUCCACACCACCCGACGAGGAGAGUGUCACCGGGGACGGCGUCGGUGGGGCUUCAUCGGGAAGCGAGUUCCUCUUCUUCGGAGACGUGGAGAGCGCUUGGAGAGCGCCGUCCGAGGAACAUAUCGAUAAGAAAAACGGCGAACUUGCGCAUGAGCUCAAUACCGCCAUCUGGCGACGGGCUGCCCAGAGUUUUGCCCAAGGGCGACUGUCGUCGAUCUUUGCUCAAGUGCCAGCGGCUGACCGCGAGCAGAUCGAGUGCUCGUACGAUUCAUCCCGCCCAGCCGCCCUCAUGUAUGGCCACCUGUCGCCGCCAGGCAUUCUGCACGAGUUGCAGACAAUGGCGUCCUUCCUUCCAAAGGGGCCUCACUUGACCGCUGCUGACGUUUAA